Macrobrachium nipponense is the source of this 4828-nucleotide messenger RNA. RefSeq lists its product as uncharacterized. The record is from RefSeq and is a predicted model, not a curated record. The coding region runs from base 465 to 4208 and encodes 1247 amino acids. The transcript has 4 exons. NCBI's taxonomy places the organism in Eukaryota, Metazoa, Arthropoda, Malacostraca, Decapoda, Palaemonidae.
CAAGUCUCACUCAGUAGUCAGUACACACGAUGAAGUCGUGAAGUUAGCGAAAGUAGUGGAUUAACUAAAGUCAUCUGACGGAUGCCUCUUAUUACAGGCCGUGUUGAUGAAGUGUAAUUAAUACAUGGAUUUGGAUUUACUUUCGUUUGAAGAGGGUGUACAUGCGUGAGGAUAGAUAUAACGAUACCACAUUGAUGGAUUAGGCCUACUGUUUGAAAGUGCAAGGAAUGAAAUAGUGCAGGACUCAUAGCACGUGAUUAUAUAAUUAUUCUUAAAGCAUUGGGAAAGACAAUCAAAAUACAUAAUGCAAUAAAGGAGCAUUCAGUGAAAUUAACAAGCAGAAAAUGAAGACUGAUUAUGCAGUGAUUGCUCCUGAAAUAAAGGUAAAUUCGACAUGCACAAGAGAACAACACCUGCUGUAUUGCAUAUGAAGUGACCAGACCUUUUGCUAUAGGAUAAAGUGGAUGACUAACAUCAUGUCGGCUCCUGAAAAAAAGAAGGUUCUUCAGGCAUUGAAUAUUGUGCGACAAAAGUUUAGAGGGAAACAGAUGCUGGUUGCAGAUCUCCAAUCUGAGAACGCACUUCUGAAGAGACAUUUGUUUCUUGGGAACCGGGCAAAUGUAGCACAGAACAGUCCGGGCCCAGACUCACGUAGUGUGCCGCUUUCAAAUAACUUGGAGGCUAGCACUUCACAGCCCAGUACAAGUUUUCUAGUCUCCAGAGCUUUACGACAGUCAGAACAGUUACCCCCUAAUGUUUCUGUAUCUGGGCUACAGGUUCGCACUGAAGUGCAGCAAAGCCAAAAUAACCAAGUUCAGCUGACACAGCAGCUCCCUAUGACCUCCCUUUCACAAGCACAGACAUUACCUGCUCAGUCGUCUUUGCAGGUUGCGCCACAACAGCCAUCUCUAGCGACGGAUUUAGAAGAAAUUGAAUCAUUUAUUGUUACAAUACAACACCAGUUACAAGCAUCGCAGAGUGAAACAAAAAGUUCGCAGGCAGCUGUCAAUUCUAGACUAAGUCAGCAACCAAUUCAUAACUCUGGUAAACAUACUGAAGAUGUUGAAGUUACAUAUGUUGCUUCAAUGACAACAGUGCAAUCCCAUAAAAGAACUCAAACCCAGCAGCCAUUACCUAAACAAACAAACACUUCUACCAACAAUCUCCAGACAUUACAUUAUCCUGCACAGCAGCCUUCUCACAGUCCUCAGGGUCAAAAACAAUCACAUAGGAAUUCAGCUGAAAAUCUUCAGUUUCCGCAGCAUUCCCUGCUGCGGCAUAUUGUUCAGAGGUCUCACAACCCUGAGCAAGUACCUAAAAACACAACUCAGAAUAUUCAUGGACCACAGAAUUCUUCGCAGCAGCCAUUUGCACAAAGGCCUCAGAAUCUUCCGCAAAUUCAUCCAUCACAGCAUCCUCAGCAACCUCAUUUGCAAGGAAUCCAACAAGUAAAUAACAGUGGGGGUCAUAUGCAUCCACCACUGGGUUCUCAACAGCCCCUUGACCAAAGGAUUUGUAAUGCCAACCAAAUAGAAAGUCCUGCUAAUUAUAAUGUUCAGUCACAACAACAACAUCGGAACUGCACUUUUUUUCCGCAGCCAUCAUACAGAAACAGUAGUCAUCAUUUUCCACCCACACAGUAUUCACCACAGCAACAUUUUCAGAGGCCUCAAAAUCCUCAGAAUCUUCAACCAUCACACCAUUGUCAGAGUGGCAGAUCCACUCAAGACCACUCCAUUAGUCAACAAACUCUGCAAAAUCCACAAGUUCCACCACCACCAAAGCCAGUACAAAUUCAACCGACUCUUGGUCAGGCAAAUCAGGCUGCUUUACCAAGUUACCAACACAUAUUGGGAACAUUGCAGAGACCUCAGGAGUCUCCAGAUUACUCAUACCAAAAACUCAAUGAUGUUGGUCAGUCUCCACGUUUUCGAGCACCAUUGUUGCCCAAGCAAAGGUAUCAGCAACCUAAUACAUCAGCAAGAAAUAUUCAGGGAGCACCUUCUUCCAUCCAACAACUGCCAUCAAUUCAUGGGCUUGAACAGGCACACAUUGAUCAUCUUAAUCAGUUUAAUGCAUCUCAAAGAUCACCUAAUGGCAGCAAUUCUAAAAAUAUGCAUCCAAGUGGUGGUCAAGUUACGAGUACUGUGAAUUCUAUACCUUCAAAGAACACUUUUUCACAAUCCAACUCUCAAGAAUCUCCUGAACAGAACAGAGAGCAACAGGUGACUCAAACUCAAACUCCCCCUAUAAAUGUCCAGGAAAAUCGACAAAAUCUUCCAGUGACUGGAAUGGAGACCACUGAAACAAAUAUACAGUUGAGAAAUCAGCAAAAUUCUGGUUCUCUUGCAAAAUCAUCUACUGAGCUUACUCAUUCUUUCAAUCAAAAUAGGGAUCUAUCUGAUAUAAAGUUGCAGAAGAAACAGAGGGAAUUUUUGUCACAACCUGGUAUACAAAACGUGAGGGACAUUGAAGGACCUUUUGUAAAUAUUAUAAAGGAAGAACCAUUGAGUGAGAUGUCAGAAAAUUGUGUGGGAACAAAAAUAAGGACUAAGGACUCGCUCGAUGUUUCAGAAUUCUUUCAUCUUGAAGAAAUCACUGCUGUUCCUGCUGCCAAGAUUUCUCGCAGACCAGAGGUUGUUAGUGGUACUGAGAAGAGGGUUGCCUCUAGAGAAUCAAGUUUAGAAAGAAAUGUAGAUAUUCCUCCACAUGCUAUAAUAACACCCCCCCAAACUCCUCCAACACCCAUACCUUCAACAUCAGGGAGAAGUACAUCACCUGUGAUGAGCAUUAAUACCAUUCAGGUUAUGAAGAAAUUGUCUAGUCAGGAUUAUAACCGUACACAGCAGGUAAUGGUUGACUCAGACUUUACCUAUUGCAAAUUGGAGAAGAAUAAUGAAAACAGUAUAGCCAUUUCUAACACUGUUUCACAUGUAACUGAAGCUCCCAGUAAAAGUUUGCAGUCUCUAAGUGAUAUAUUUCUUGAAAGGAAAAAAUCAAGAGGGCCAGGUAGUUUUUUAAGUAGAUCUUUAACAGGAGAUAUAUCAGUUGAUGGUUCAGAAUUAGAAGGCAACAAAUCUACAACCCGAGAAAAAUGUUCACAAGAGUCAUCAGUUAAAUCCUCAUCUAAGAACAAGGAAAAUGGUCCAAAAGAAAUUGCAGGCCUUAAACAGCCCUCCGAUCUUCGCGCAGACCUUGCCACUGAUUUAUCCUCAACCAGUCCAGAUAAUGCUGGUUGGUUAGCCAAAUGCACAGAUAAGUCUAUCAAACUUUUACGUAACAACAAUGUUCUUGAGACAACCAAAAGGCAAGAUCAAGAAUUGACUUUCAGCUGUUCAGAAGAGGCAGACAAGACACAUGAGGAAUCACGUGUUUUGUUCAGUAACUCCAAAGAAGUGCAGUCUUGUGUUAUGCCAGAUAACUCUCAAAAAGAAAUUGCAGGUAUAGAGGGAGUAGGAACUUCUUCAGAAUUUUCAGCUGUAGAAUCCUUGGUAGUAUUUUCUACUAGCUCAUCAACAGUUUAUAAGUCUAAUGAAAAUAUAUCCCAAAAUAAGAAAAAUAUUGAAGAUUCACCGCAGCGUGUUAGGCAUAGUUCGGGCAAGAGAAGUUCUAGAGAUAAAGGUGAAAUAUCACGGACUGAAUAUGUAAUAGAGUCUGUAAAAUCUGAACCGGUGAAUAAGGGUCUUAAGAGUCUUAGUUUUUCUCAGCUAGAAAGUUCUUUGUCGGAACUCAAUGGUUUUGUGGAGUAUGUGCAUGUGACUGAUCACCGAGAGGAGCUUGAAAUAAUCUCACCCAGGAAAAUCAAAGGAGCUCGCGAUGGUCUGAAAGAUUUAGAAGUCAGUCCUCACGCGUCGGAUGUCCAGGAAGAAAAGUGGACCAUUCAAGAGAGUAGCGUGAAUAAUGACGACACUGAGAAGAGUGAUUACUUUUAUAAAAUAUUUCUUUGCACAGAUGAAGUUACUGGGAGGGUCACUAACCCAGAGGUCAUUCCUGAGUGUUGCCCAAUGUGUUAUACGGCCAUCUGUCCAUCAAGAAUCACAGUCAACACUGACACUUUUGAUAUGGUGACUGUUUGUAUAGGCUGUGAGUUAACUAUACUGAUGAGUUGGAUGGUAAAGGCAGACGCAGGCAUUAACAAAAGGCGUCCUGGUCCUAGAAGUAGAAGGCGUAUUGGCCCAAAACGUCUUAGGUGUAACACUGAACAGUGAAAAUCCCGUACAAAGAAAUGUUGAGUCUCAUUUAAUGGAUGUGAGGUAAAGUUUCAUAAAAGGUGGCAAAUAUUAAAAAAAGAAAAAAAAGAAAAGAAAAAAAAAACAUUCAAACGGUUGUUCUUAACAAUGUAUUAGUGUUGUUAUUGACGAGAUGCAUUUCUUUUUAAAAAGUUUCACAAAGUUGUCGGUCAUGGUAGACUUAAUCAGAAAUGUAAUGAUUAACUGGGGGCCAUAUGCAGCCUGGUGAUUUGUAAAUACAAUAUUCUUUAUCUGUAUCAGAUGCUGUAUAGUAUUUUAUACGUACAUUUACCAAUGUAGUAUAUUGUGCUGUUUGCCGCAGUGGGGCUCGUGUGAUAUUAUUCCUAGGUAUUUGUAAGAGAACUCAAGUUUUGCUCACAGGUGUGCCUAUAGGUUCAGUGGUCUGUUUAAGAAAAGAGCCCAAACUGUAAAUUUUCUUAUGUACGACCUCGACUUCAGGGUAUUUCUUUGUUGUAAGACUCAAAAUGCCGGUUAUGUCGUGUAAUUUGAUCUUAUUGUGCUCUGAGAUUAUUUUUGUACUUGUUGGUUUUAUGUGUAUAUUUAUGUACAUUUUUUUCAAUAAAUAAUUAUGUUUGAAA